Messenger RNA from Motacilla alba alba, 3987 nucleotides. RefSeq names its product 5'-nucleotidase, cytosolic II (gene NT5C2). Lineage: Eukaryota; Metazoa; Chordata; Aves; Passeriformes; Motacillidae. Bases 920 to 2521 code for a protein of 533 amino acids. Gene Ontology annotation, biological process: adenosine metabolic process; IMP metabolic process. The record is from RefSeq and is a predicted model, not a curated record. The transcript has 17 exons. Gene Ontology annotation, molecular function: 5'-nucleotidase activity.
UUCUGUCCUGUAAAGACAGUCAGAAAACUGCUGCAGGGAUUAAAUCUAAAGGCAAGAGCAGAACUGGACUCUGCAGGUUAGACAAAAAAUGUUGCUGGUGUCUCCUGGAGGUUUGUUAUUCCUUCUUAAAGCUCUGCAUUCUCAGAAACAAGCUGCACAAACAUGAGAUCAGAAAUUAUGCUUGAAUUAGCUAAUAAAUGAUGUUUCCUGACAGCAGCAGCAGCAGCACCACCACCAUGUAAUCAUAUGCAUUAUACAAAGUAUCAGACUGUAUUUAGUACUAAAUAGUGCUUCUCCUUGGUCUCUUGUAAAUCAGAGCUGUCUCGAUGUUAAAAGACAAACAGGGAUUCAGAUUGCAGAUUCAGAUAAUUUGCUCCACCUACUCAAAAGCCAGCUAUUUCAGGAGCGAAUUUUAGUGACUUACGAGCCCAUCUCAUAUUUCCAAAAGGCAUUUCUUUACUCGUUUCCAGUGUUCAUCCUACCACUUUGUCUUCUUUAGGUAACACAUAAAUCUAUUAAAAAGAGCGUCAUCUAUAACCUCCAAGGCCCCUUAGUGACAAGCCCCAUUGUGGAAGGCAGGCACUUUGCCAGGAAACAGUGACUCCCAGAGAGAGUGUGCAAGGUUAGAGGGAAAGUACACUAUUGCCAGAGAAACUGUAUUCCAAGUGGAUUUGUGUGGAACAACAACAAUAUCCAGUGACUGGUUAAAUUAGCCACAGAUGUGUUUUCUAGAACACUGUCCAAGAAGAUAUACAGUGCUUUAAGGCUCGGUUUAGGCGUAAUGAUCUUCUGAAGUCAAAUCAGAUCCAAGCAAAAUUGCAUGGGUACCAGGGAAGCUUUAAAGGAAUUCUGUAAUAUGAUUCAGACAAGUAGAUGAAUCAGACUGCUGCGAGCUGAGCAAGGAGCACAUCGGUGAGAGAUGAGGGUCUUUGUAAACAGAAGCUUAGCCAUGGAAAAGAUAAAGUGCUUUGGUUUUGAUAUGGACUAUACACUUGCUGUGUAUAAAUCCCCUGAAUACGAAUCUCUUGGAUUUGACCUGACCGUAGAAAGAUUAGUUUCCAUUGGAUACCCUCAUGAGCUGCUCAAUUUUGUGUAUGAUCCUGCAUUCCCUACCAGAGGCCUGGUGUUUGACACCCACUAUGGAAACCUGCUGAAAGUUGAUGCCUAUGGGAAUCUCCUAGUAUGUGCACAUGGCUUUAAUUUCCUCAGAGGGCCUGAAACACGGGAACAAUAUCCAAAUAAAUUUAUCCAGAGGGAUGACACAGAUAGGUUUUACAUUUUGAACACGUUAUUCAAUCUACCAGAGACCUAUCUGUUGGCUUGCCUGGUGGAUUUCUUUACUAACUGUGACCGGUACACGAGCUGUGAAACAGGGUUUAAGGAUGGAGACCUCUUCAUGUCCUUCAGGAGUAUGUUCCAGGAUGUCAGAGAUGCUGUUGACUGGGUUCAUUACAAGGGAUCGCUUAAGGAAAAGACCCUUGAGAAUCUGGAGAAGUACGUGGUGAAAGAUGGGAAGCUGCCACUGCUGCUCAGCCGCAUGAAUGAAGUGGGGAAGGUGUUUCUGGUCACAAACAGCGACUAUAAAUACACAGAUAAAAUUAUGACUUACUUGUUUGACUUUCCACACGGACCAAAGCCUGGGAGUGCCCAUCGGCCAUGGCAGUCCUACUUCGACCUGAUCCUGGUGGAUGCACGAAAACCCCUCUUCUUUGGGGAAGGCACUGUAUUGCGGCAGGUGGACACGGUGACCGGGAAGCUGAAGAUUGGUACUUACACUGGCCCGCUGCAGCACGGCAUUGUGUACUCGGGAGGCUCUUCGGACACAGUCUGUGACCUGCUGGGGGCCAAAGGGAAGGAUAUCUUGUACAUCGGAGACCAUAUCUUUGGAGACAUCCUCAAAUCCAAGAAACGCCAGGGCUGGCGGACCUUCCUGGUGAUCCCCGAGCUGGCGCAGGAGCUGCACGUCUGGACAGACAAAAGCGCCCUUUUUGAAGAGCUGCAGAGUCUGGACAUUUUCUUGGCCGAGCUGUACAAGCAUCUGGACAGUAGCAGCAAUGAACGCCCCGACAUCAGCUCCAUCCAGAGACGCAUUAAGAAAGUGACCCACGACAUGGAUAUGUGCUAUGGGAUGAUGGGGAGCCUCUUCCGCAGCGGCUCUCGGCAGACACUGUUUGCCAGCCAGGUGAUGCGCUACGCCGACCUCUAUGCAGCCUCCUUCAUCAACCUCCUCUACUACCCCUUCAGCUACCUCUUCAGAGCCGCCCACGUUCUGAUGCCACACGAGUCCACAGUAGAGCACACGCACGUCGACAUCAAUGAGAAAGAGUCGCCGAUGGCCACGCGCAAUCGCACCUCGGUGGAUUUCAAAGAUUCCGACUACAAGCGGCACCAACUGACCCGUUCCAUCAGUGAGAUCAAACCGCCCAACCUCUUCCCCCAGGCACCUCAGGAAAUCACACAUUGCCACGAUGAAGACGAUGAUGAGGAAGAGGAAGAGGAGGAAGAGGAGGAAGAGGAAUAAGAAGGAAGAAACCAAGUAUUUCUGAAGAUAAACCAUGACUCUAGCAGUGAUCAGGAAUGGAUUCUGUUGUUGGGGCCCUUGGGGUGAUGGGUUGGGGGGUGUGAUUCUUGCAAAGGCACAUUUUGAAAGUAUUUGGAAACUUCUAACAAAUUAACACUAAUUAGGAGGAGACCCUUGUUUUUAGUUUUGCAGACGGUUCAAAAAGCUGAUGGAUUCUAACUGGGUGGUGCAUUCAGAUUGGACUGCCCGCCUGUGCUGUCAUGCUACUCCCAUUACAUUUUGGGAUGCUGCAUGUUUCUCCCUUUCCCAUGAUGUGUUUCAUUUGGUUUUCAUUUGAACAGAGUCCUUUGAACGGUUUUUGGCAUUUGUUACAUUCUCUGUGGAGACAGAAGGGAUGCGCUGGGCCCUGCAGGAGACAAAAUUAUCCAAAUCCUGCUGCCCGUUAAGUUGCUGCCCUUAACCCUCUGCUCCUGGGUUACAUGAUUCCCCAUCCCCAUGUUAGCCGGGGUGUUGUUGUGCCUUCUAGCACUCAGUUUACCUUCUGUUGGUGUGAGUUUCUCUGUGUAAGUGGUUUGACUCCUCCAGCCAUCAUGGAUGGCAGUGAGAUUCCAGCUCUUGCACAUCUGCUGCCAUAUGCAUUUCACCUUGUAGCCGCUUGUUACCCUUUCCCAGUGUCUCCAAGCUCUCUCACCAUUGGCAUGUGAUGCAUAAUUUCCAGGGCAUUUCUCGAACAGCUGAGCUGCACACUCUGUUCUCCUCCAGUUUCAGCAGUAAAUAUUAACCCAGGAGCUUGAAGCUGCUGCUUUAGCAUUACAUUAGUCACUCUGUGAUCCUCCUGACCUUUCUGUCCUCUCAACUUUAAGUGAAGCAUCCCAAAAUCAACCCCAGCCACCAUUUGGAGUGAAAGGGUCUGUUGUGCCAGGGGCUGCGGGCCACAUGGGCCUGCCCUAGACUAGGAGACAGCGCGUGCCACAGGGCCAGCCCCAGGGUGGGAGCCGGGGAGCUCCGGCCGUCCAGCAGCUGCCCCGGUCCUUGGUCUGGUGCGGAGCAAGCGGAGCCUCAUUGCCGGUGGGCAAGGCUGCGUCCCUGGCCAAGGAGGGCGACGGCUGCUGUGUGGGGACCGGGGGUGUCCCAGGGAUGGGCAGUUAGUCCUUGUGCCUGAAAGCCAGCCCAGGGAAGGCACGGGGCUGGCACACAGCUAGGCAGCAGCGCCCCGUGGUUUUCCUCCGAGUCAUGGGUGCAGCCUCCCUUACUCCAGCCUCUGCCGUUCGCUGCAAAGGGAUUACAACGAGGGCCCUCUUGUAAUGAAUUUGACUGUUGUUUCAGUACCAUAAACUCAUUUAAUUUUUUUCAUUUUAAAGUACCUUAGUAGAAAAUAAAAGAAGAGAAACCACAACACCAACAUCUGAGCAGGAAAAUGCUGCUCUAGUGGCAGUUGUUCAAUAAAUGAUGAUGUUUCUAAGAAA